Molecule: messenger RNA, 3582 nt
Organism: Erpetoichthys calabaricus (reedfish)
Lineage: Eukaryota; Metazoa; Chordata; Cladistia; Polypteriformes; Polypteridae
Product: NACHT, LRR and PYD domains-containing protein 3-like
Exons: 14
Coding region: 171-3326 (1051 amino acids)
Biological process (GO): regulation of apoptotic process
Cellular component (GO): cytoplasm
Molecular function (GO): protein binding
Source: RefSeq, a predicted model, not a curated record
AAGUGAAAGCAAAGAGCAGAGCAGCGGAGCUCAGUGUCUGUGCUGUGAAGGUUUACUUUUAUGAACCUACAGAUAAUACAAAGACAGUUUUAAAAAGAUCUGCUCAUCAGUGAAUUCUGAAAAAUAAAAUCUGUGAUGGAAGAAAACUGAAGAAAAAAGUAAAAGCAGUCAUGAAGGUCCAGAAGCGAUGGAGCUGCUUUGUGUUCUUUCUACUCCACAUGACACACGUCGCCUGGACACAGAGUUUUCAAGUUAUUGGACCUUCCUCAGCUGUUUUUGCUUUAGUUGGUGAAGAUGUCACCCUACCAGCCUCACUCUCACCAGCUAUCAAUGUUCAGGGGUUUGAGGUCAGGUGGUUUCGAGACGACUUUGACUCUCCAGUACUUUUAUACCACAAUCUCCAAAUCAGACCUGAGCGCCAGAUUCAAUCCUAUAAGGGAAGGACUGCGCUCUUCCUAGAAGAACUUGUAAGUGGAAACGUAUCUCUGAGACUCCAGGAUGUCCGUGCUUCUGACAGAGGCCUCUACAGAUGUUUUGUUGAUUCUGGACCAUGGAAUGAGGAGGCUGACAUCACUCUGAAAGUUGAAGUUGUGGGCACUCGGCCCUCCAUUUCCAUCAGCACUGCAGAGGACCAGCAGACUAGACUGGAGUGCAGCUCUGAGAAGUGGAGCUCUCAACCUAAAGUCACCUGGAGAGACAUGAGUGGUGUAGAUGUGACGUCAGCGUCCACCAUAACAGUACAACGGGAUGAUGAGGGUCUCCUCAGGGUCAGCAGUGUCAUCCCCAUCAAGUGGGAGUUCAAUGUGUUCUCCUGUCUGAUGAGAAGUAACACAACCAAACCGGCCUAUCAGUCCAAAGUGGGGGUCUACGUUUUCUCCCCUGGUAUCUCUGGCUGGUCGGUGGUCUUCUGGUUAUCGUUGGCUUUUUAUGUGGCAGUGACCAUUGUGCUGAUAUUAAAAUGGCGAAAAAUGAAAGACAAAAAUGCAAGAUAUAAGACCAAAGUUAACUUCUUCCAUGUCUGGAACCUGCUGAAGGAAACUGAGAUGACACAGCAUCCAGGGUUGACUCUGAAGUUUUCUAAAGUUAUUAAAGAAUUCACUUCUGAAGAUCUCACUAAGAUCACCGAGCACUACAAGCCCCAGCUGGUCUAUGUGAUGAACUUGGAUAUCAGCAGCGUCCUGCAGAGCCUGGUCACCAAGCAGAUCCUCACAAAUGAGGAAGCACAGAGACUGAAAGCUAAAGAAGAGUUUGAAAGGGCAACAGGUGUGGAGUCCUUCAUCAGUGAUGUGAUGAAGAAGAACAGAGCAGUCCUGGUUGGUCUGUGGGAGGUACUGGCUGAAGAGUUUGUGAGAUUUCCAUCACCAAACCUGAGAAGAAUCCUGGAAGAGGUGACCAAUGGGGGAGCAGACUUCCUGAAGGAGAUGCAGGCCAGUGUCCAGUCACCUUCUGUUGGUCCUCACAUCAAAGACCUCCAUGAGAUGCACAGAGCCAUUGUGUGUGAAUCUACAAUAGCUCUGAAGGAUCAUGCUUCUUCUGCCGUUCCUCACAGCACAGCUGGGUACACUGAGUUGAUGGUCAUUAAACAGAACACAAGGACACUUAAGGAGACUGAACAUGAACUUGUGAAUACUGGGAGGACUCAUGAAGAACUCAAGAAUAAGGAAACAAAAAAGAAAUGUGAGAGAAUCUGGACUGAGCAGAUUUUCAAAAGAAGUCCUGGAAGUGAGACUUCCCCCCACAUUGUACUGGUCAGUGGAGUGGCUGGAAUUGGGAAGACCACCAUGAUCCAGAAGGUCAUGUUUGAUUGGGGCGGAGGCACUCAGUACCAGAGGUUUGCAUUUGUGUUCCUGUUUAAAUUCAGAGAGCUUAACCUCCUAGACAAUGAGACUGAGCCACGUAUGUCACUGACCAGGCUAAUUGAAAGGCACUAUAAACACCUGAGUGACUCAAGACUAACAGAAAUCCUGCAGAAACCUGAAUCUCUUCUUCUUAUAUUUGAUGGACUGGAUGAGUACAAACACAAACUGAACUUCACAGACAGUCAGCUCUGCUCAAACCCAGACGUUGAGGUGCCUGUCCACAUCCUGGUCACCAGUCUGGUCAGUCGGACAUUACUGAAGGGCUGCUCAGUCCUGAUAACAAGCAGACCAACAGCCCUGGAAGCCAUGGACAUGGAAAGAGUCGAUCAGUUUGUAGAAAUUCUGGGGUUCCUCCCUGAACAAAGGCUGACAUAUUUUAAGAAGUUCUUCAGUGACACUGCUCUGGGUGUCAAGGCUUUUCAGUAUGUGGAGGAGAUCGGCAUCCUGUACUCCAUGUGCUUCAGCCCCUCAUACUGCUGGAUGAUCUGCUCUGUGUUGAAGAGCCACUUCAUGACCUCUAAAAAAGGGCGAGGAGCUGCCCCAAGAACUGUCACUGAGAUCUUUAUGAUGUUCCUUCACAACAUCCUGACCAAUUACAGACAAGAAGCCAAGUACCAGAGGGAGAUUCUGGUCAGACUGGGGAAAAUGGCCUAUAAUGGGGUAGACAAAAAUAUUUUUGUGUUUUAUAACAAUUUUGAGAUGUCCAUUUUCGGUCUUCAGCCAGUCGUGUCCUCUUCAUUCCUCUAUGGGUUUCUGGACAGUCAAAGCACUCCGGAACACUCUAUGUACACCUUCUAUCAGGUCACCCUGCAGGAGUUCAUGGCCGCCUGCUCCUUCUACUUUGAUCCAUCAGGAGAUGUGGAGGAACUGCUGAAAUACCUCAACUUAUGCGAAGAUGGCCGAUUUGAGAUUGUCACUCGAUUCCUGGCAGGACUGGCUUGGUGUCCUGUGUUUAAAGCAUUGGAGGGAAUUCUGGGGGAGUUUGAGGGGAAAACCACACAGCGGAUACAGGAGUGGGUGAGGCAGAAAGCUAAACAGGCGCUACAAUGGGAAGAUCAAAGUGAAACUCUGCGAGUUUGUCACUGGCUCUGUGAGACUCAGAAUAAGGAAUUAAUUAGAGACGCCAUUGGAGAGGAUUUAAAGAUGGACUUUAGCAGUAUGACUUUAUCUUCUGUGGACUGUGCUGUGUUGGCUUCUGUCAUCAGCUGCUGUGGAGAGCUUAAAGAACUUGACCUGUCAGGAACCCCUCUGACCCCCGAGUGCAUCAGGAGACUGGCAGGGGGGCUCAGCUGCUGCCAUGUAGUCAGGUUGUCUGAAUGUGGUCUCACCUCGGCCUGCUGCUCAGCUCUUUCCUCAGUCCUCUCAUCUCCAAACUCUCAGCUGACUGAACUGGACCUGAGUAACAACAACCUCGGAGAUUCAGGGGCUCGUCAGCUGAGUGAGGGGCUCAGGAGUGACACACUGUAAAUUAGAGAAACUGUGGCUGUCUGAUAACGGGAUCAGUGAGAGUGAGGAGAGGAACCUGUGAUCAGUAGAGGAGGAGCUGAGGUGGUCUGGACGUCAGCUGACUAUCUACACAUGAGAAGACCCGCAGUGAUGAUCAGACUGACCCCCCUGUCAGUGACAGAGCCCCCCAUCCACUCACCCCUAAAUUCUCCUCUUUCUUCUUUUUCUUCUCCUCUCAGCUCUGCUCCUCAUUUAAUAAACUCUCUGUGUCCCCUCA